AUGGUGCAUCGGUUCUUCUCCCCUGCGCUAUGGGGAUCGGCGGUACGCCGGAGGACGUUCGCGACCGUCGCCGACGUGCGCAAGCCGCCGCAGACAAUCAUCGAAAAGGUCGUGCAGAAAUAUGCGGUCGGUCUACCCGAGGGCAAGUACGUCCAGGCGGGGGACUACGUGAUGAUCCGACCGGAGCACGUUAUGACACACGACAAUACCGGACCCGUCAUCUCCAAAUUCAAGUCUAUCGGCGCGACCCGCAUCCACAACCCUCGUCAGACCGUCUUCACUCUCGAUCACGACGUCCAAAACAAGUCGGACAAGAACCUACACAAGUACGCGACCAUCGAGGCCUUUGCCCGGCAGCAUGACAUCGACUUCUACCCUGCGGGACGCGGCAUCGGACACCAGAUCCUCGUCGAGGAGGGCUACGCAUUCCCGUACACGCUCACCGUCGCAUCGGACAGUCACUCCAACAUGUAUGGCGGCGUAGGCUGCGUCGGAACGCCGAUCGUGCGCACAGAUGCGGCCGCGCUUUGGGCGACGGGCAAGACGUGGUGGCAGGUCCCGCGCAUGGUCAAGGUCGAGCUGAAGGGUCGCCUAUCCCCGGGCGUGACGGGCAAGGACGUGAUCGUCGCGCUCUGCGGCGCGUUCAACCGGGAUGAGGUGCUCAACGCCGCGAUCGAGUUCGCGGGUGACGGCGUCCGGACGCUCUCCGUCGACGAGCGGCUGACGAUCGCGAACAUGACCACGGAGUGGGGCGCGCUCGCGGGCGUCUUCCCCGUCGACGACGUCACGCUGGCCUGGUACGACCGCCUGCUCACCGCGCUCGAGCUGCGCACUUUCUCCACCACGGCCCCGCCGCCGGAGCACCCGCGUAUAAACCACGCGCGGCUUGACGCCCUCCGUCGCGCGCCGCUCGCAUCGGACCCGCAGGCGCGCUACGCCUCGCACCUCGUGUUCGACCUCGCCUCGCUCGUCCCGCACGUCUCGGGCCCGAACAGCGUCAAGGUCGCCACGCCGCUGCCAGCGCUCGAGGCGCAGCAGAUCCGGAUCAACAAGGCCUACCUCGUCUCCUGCACCAACGCGCGCGCGUCCGACCUCGCCGCCGCCGCCGCCGUGCUCCGCGGGCGCAAGGUCGCGCCUGGCGUGCACUUCUACGUCGCCGCCGCCUCGUCGCGCGUGCAGGCCGAGUGCGAGAAGAGCGGGGACUGGGACGCGCUCGUCCGCGCCGGCGCGCAGGUGCUGCCCAGCGGAUGCGGACCGUGCAUCGGCCUCGGCACGGGUCUGCUCGAGGAGGGCGAAGUCGGAAUCAGCGCCACCAACCGGAACUACAAGGGCCGGAUGGGCAGCCCGAAGGCGCUCGCGUACCUCGCCAGCCCGGCCGUCGUCGCGGCGAGCGCGGCGAAGGGCUACAUCUGCGGACCGGAACCCUUCGACCCUGCAGCUCUGCCGCCUCCCGGCCCGCCCGUGACCGCGAUCCGCCAAACGGAAGAGGAAGUGGCGACGGACGCGCAGGCGCGGGAGGAGCCGCUCGUGGAGGGAUUCCCGGUCAAGUUCGCGGGCCGUCUCCUCUUCGCGCCGCAGGACAACCUGAACACGGACGCGCUCUACCCGGGCAAGUACACGUACCAGGACGAUAUCACGCUCGAGAAGCAGGCGGAGGUCGUGAUGGAGAACUACGACCCGGCCUUCGCCGCGCGCGUCCGCGACCUCGUCGCCGGCGCCGGGAUCGACACGUCGCGCGUCGUCGACGCGGACGGGACGAAGCGCGGGGUGGUGCUCGUCUCCGGCUACAACUUUGGCACGGGCUCGUCGCGCGAGCAGGCCGCGACGGCGCUGAAGGCGGCGGGCGUGCCGCUCGUGCUCGCGGGCUCGUUCGGCGACAUAUUCAAGCGGAACGCGAUCAACAACGGGCUCGUGUGCGUCGAGGCGCCCGCGCUCGUCGCGGAACUCACCGCCGCGUACGCCAAGGAUGGCAAGCGCGGCGCGGGCGGGCGCCAGGGAGAGCUGACGGUGGACGAAGGUCUGCAUGUCGAGAUGGACAUGCGCACGGGCGAGCUCGUGGUGAGCGGGUGGACGGAGGGCGAGCGGACGAGGCGGUACAGGGUACGGAGCGUGGGCGCGAGUGUGCAGGAGCUGUGGCUCUGCGGCGGGCUAGAAGGGUUCGUGCUGAAGGAGAUCAAGGCCCAGUCUUAA
Punctularia strigosozonata HHB-11173 SS5 is the source of this 2190-nucleotide messenger RNA. RefSeq names its product homoaconitase. Gene Ontology annotation, biological process: L-lysine biosynthetic process. Lineage: Eukaryota; Fungi; Basidiomycota; Agaricomycetes; Corticiales; Punctulariaceae. The transcript is spliced from 2 exons. The record is from RefSeq and is a predicted model, not a curated record. The coding region runs from base 1 to 2190 and encodes 729 amino acids. Gene Ontology annotation, molecular function: homoaconitate hydratase activity; 4 iron, 4 sulfur cluster binding.